Messenger RNA from Oreochromis aureus, 2169 nucleotides. RefSeq names its product EBF transcription factor 3a (gene ebf3a). Gene Ontology annotation, molecular function: DNA-binding transcription factor activity, RNA polymerase II-specific; RNA polymerase II cis-regulatory region sequence-specific DNA binding. The record is from RefSeq and is a predicted model, not a curated record. The transcript has 16 exons. NCBI's taxonomy places the organism in Eukaryota, Metazoa, Chordata, Actinopteri, Cichliformes, Cichlidae. The coding region runs from base 1 to 1767 and encodes 588 amino acids. Gene Ontology annotation, biological process: regulation of transcription by RNA polymerase II.
AUGUUUGGGAUCCAGGACAACCUGCCCCGUGGGGCCACGGCCAACAUGAAGGAGGAGCCACUCGCCGUUCGCUCCUGGAUGCACUCGGCCGGUGUGGUGGACGCCAACACGGCUGCUCAGAGUGGGGUGGGAUUAGCUCGCGCUCACUUUGAGAAGCAGCCGCCGUCCAACCUGAGGAAGUCCAAUUUCUUCCACUUCGUGCUGGCUCUGUACGAUCGCCAGGGUCAGCCCGUUGAGAUCGAACGCACUGCCUACGUCGACUUUGUGGAAAAGGAGAAGGAGCCGACGGGAGAGAAGACCAACAACGGGAUCCACUACAAGCUGCAGCUGCUCUACAGUAACGGAGUGAGGACGGAGCAGGACCUGUACGUCCGCCUCAUCGACUCCAUGACCAAACAGGCAAUCAUCUAUGAAGGCCAGGACAAAAACCCUGAGAUGUGCCGAGUUCUGCUGACGCACGAGAUCAUGUGCAGCCGCUGCUGUGAUAAGAAGAGCUGCGGAAACAGGAACGAGACGCCGUCAGACCCCGUCAUCAUCGACAGGUUUUUCCUCAAGUUUUUUCUGAAGUGUAACCAGAACUGCCUGAAAAAUGCAGGAAACCCACGAGACAUGAGGCGAUUUCAGGUGGUCGUGUCAACAACAGUGAAUGUGGAUGGUCACGUUCUCGCUGUCUCCGACAACAUGUUCGUGCACAACAACUCCAAACAUGGCCGCCGGGCGCGGAGACUGGACCCGUCUGAGGGUACGCUUCUUUUUACUCUUUUUUCAGCCACUCCCUGCAUUAAAGCCAUCAGUCCCAGUGAGGGGUGGACGACGGGCGGCGCCACCGUCAUCCUGAUUGGCGACAACUUCUUCGAUGGCCUUCAGGUCGUCUUUGGCACCAUGUUGGUGUGGAGCGAGCUGAUAACCCCUCACGCUAUCCGAGUCCAGACUCCGCCCCGGCACAUCCCCGGAGUUGUCGAGGUCACGCUGUCCUACAAGUCCAAACAGUUCUGUAAAGGAGCGCCGGGACGCUUCGUCUAUACAGCGUUAAAUGAGCCUACCAUCGAUUACGGCUUCCAGAGGUUACAGAAGGUCAUCCCCCGCCACCCCGGAGACCCGGAGAGACUGCCGAAGGAGGUGCUGUUGAAGAGAGCAGCAGACCUGGUGGAGGCGCUCUACGGGAUGCCUCAUAAUAACCAGGAGAUCAUCUUGAAGAGAGCAGCAGACAUCGCUGAAGCGCUCUACAGCGUUCCCAGGAACCACAACCAGAUCCCAUCGCUAGGCAACACCGCCUCCCAUGGCAUGAUGGGAGUCAACUCUUUUAGUGGGCAGCUCGCCGUCAACGUCUCUGAGACAACGCAAGGUACGAGCGGCCCGAUAAAUCCUGCAGUCGGCUACAGUCGAAACACCAGCAGUGUGUCACCACGAGGAUAUGUACCAAGCUCCACCCCCCAACAGAGUAACUAUGGCAACACAGUCAGCAACAGCAUGAAUGGCUACGGAAACACAGGCAUGCCAAACCUUGGGGUGGCAACAUCACCCGGUUUCCUCAACGGGUCAUCGGCCAAUUCACCCUACGGCAUUGUUCCCUCCAGUCCCACCAUGGCCGUCUCUAACUGUAACUCCUCGCAUGGAGUUUUUUCCUUCUCGGCUGCCGUCAAACAGAAGAGUGCCUUCGCUCCCGUUGUUCGGCCGCCAGCUUCACCUCCUCCUCCACCCAACUGCUCCGCCAACAAUGCCAAUGGGCUGCAAGCCAUGUCCGGCCUCGUCGUUCCUCCCAUGUAGAAAACCUUCCUCCUCGUUCCUCACCUGUCUCCUCCCCCUCAGCCACGAGCACUAAUCACCUCAGAGGAGGAGGGACCUGUGGCCUAAGGAGGCGGGGUCUCUGGCAGCAGCCGGUCGUCUGUGACUGGGCCGAGCCUCUGGUCUCAAAGAAGAACCUGAGAAGGACUUUUUGUAGAGCAGCUUUCUGCAGGUGCUUUCAGCUGUCUGUAAUUAUUCUGAUGUUAUACUCUAUGUUUGGGGGCGGGGUCAUUCGAUAUAAAAACUGUGAUGUCACAUCCGAGACUUGACUUCACUUAGACUGCUUGUGAUGUAAUCUUAGUUGAAGAAAUGGGAAUCUAAAGAUGAGUGAGAUUAAAGGCUUCAAAUUACAGGAAACAGUUCCAUCCAUCCAUCAAUCCAUCU